GACGAAGAGUUUUUGCAGCUUGCGCUUGAGCCAACUCGACGAGGUAAUUUUUUCACGAUGCACAUCAAUCUGGAUGGUUACGUGGAUUUCCUGCGAAAUGCAAUUGUAUCAAAUAAGACAAUGUUUAUGAUAAGUAUGGAACCACAUGAUCAUCCGCUCCAGAGAUUAGUCGGUUAG
Molecule: messenger RNA, 177 nt
Organism: Gongylonema pulchrum
Lineage: Eukaryota; Metazoa; Nematoda; Chromadorea; Rhabditida; Gongylonematidae
Source: the annotation of a GenBank genome assembly